Messenger RNA from Malaclemys terrapin pileata, 10183 nucleotides. Its product is annotated as protein FAM13A-like. The record is from RefSeq and is a predicted model, not a curated record. The transcript is spliced from 24 exons. The coding region runs from base 189 to 3221 and encodes 1010 amino acids. NCBI's taxonomy places the organism in Eukaryota, Metazoa, Chordata, Testudines, Emydidae. Gene Ontology annotation, cellular component: plasma membrane. Gene Ontology annotation, biological process: signal transduction; neuron projection development.
UCACUGGCGGGGCUCGCGCGUGUUCCCAGGGCGGGCUCGCCUCUCGCCCCCGGCAUCUCUGCGGCCGCCCCCGGAGGAAGCGCUUCCUUUACUGCACGGAGGAUGAAUGUCUCUGCAAGGUCAUCUCUGCCUUCGGCUGCGCGGCGGCAUUGAAGCAAAGUAAAUCAGCAGUGAGGCUAAAGGAAGACAUGAAAAAGAUAGCUGCACUGCCACUGAACAAGCAGAGGGACGAUCGCUGUCAGAAGGUGUUCGGUGUGAGUCUCCAGGACCUCCAGCAGCAGGGACUUACCAAGAAUGGUCUCCCAGCAGUGAUGUGGAAUACAGUAGAAUAUCUGACCCAGCACGGGCUGACACAGGAAGGUCUCUUCAGGGUGAAUGGUAACAUGAAAAUGGUGGAUCAGUUGCGUCUGAAAUAUGACCGAGGAGAGGAAGUGGAGCUGGCUAAAGAUGCUGAUGUGUGUUCAGUAGCCAGUUUGCUGAAAUUAUUUCUGAGGGAGCUGCCAGAUGGGGUGAUCACUUCUGCAUUGCAUUCCAGAUUUAUACAGCUUUACCAUGACCCUAGCAAUGAUGCUGAGAAGGAGAACAACUUGAAAGAUCUAAUAAAAGAGCUGCCUGAUGCCAACUACUGCCUGCUGAAGUACCUGUGCCGGUUCUUGACCCGAGUUGCUGAGCAUCACAUGAUGAACAGAAUGAACAUUUUCAAUCUGGCCACCAUUUUUGGACCAAGUUGUUUUCACGUGCCUUCUGGAUUUGAAGGUAUGAAGGAACAGGAAAUCUGCAACAAAAUAAUGGCCAAAAUGCUGGAAAACUAUAAUACCUUGUUUGAGCUGGAGCACACAAAGAAGGAUGAUGAAAAUCAUGCAUGUGAAGAGCUAGCAAGAAUUAUUUUAGUGAAAGCCAGUUGUGAGCAGUCCCUGCCUAUCAAUCUGACAAGAGCUUUAGAAAGAGAGGCACCGAAGUCAACGCUACGAAGCAAGAUCACAAAGUCCACGAGGGAAAGAUCUGUACAGGAACGCCUCUUGCCACAACCAGAGUUGUCGGAUGGAAUUCCUCAAGUCAGCCUCCGAUUAACUGACAGUAGUGCAUGUUUGGAGGAAAUGGAUUUACCAGAUGAAAUCUCUUUCAUUAACAGUGCUGCAUUCUUCUCCAGUUCCCAAGAAGAUGAGCGGCCCAUGUCUCCCUUCUAUUUGAGUGCCCAUGUAUCCCAAGUGAGCAGUAACAUUCCUACGACUGGAGAAUACUUAGAGAAGACGAUCCGCUCAGCAGUGGAACAGCAUCUCUUUGAUGCUCAUGGCUCAGGUGGGCAGAGUUCAGAGGACUCCGAAUCAGGAACAUCGUCAGCCUCUUCAAAUGUGUCCACCAGGCAGAGGAGGCGGCAUCACAAAGAACAGGAUGAAGGCCGACGAAAUAGAGACGUAGAGGUCAUCAACAAAGAAAACAUUCCUUCUGGAUUCGGAAACCUUGAAGAUUGUAUUCUGACUCCUCAGGAAGUAGAAAAAUUACAAGAAAACAACUCCGGGUAUAUUGGAGAAAGGAAUAAACCAAAACGGCAGAAAUCCAGCACUAAACUUUCUGAGCUUAACGAUAACCAGGAUAGCCUUGUGAGUAUGGAAAGCUUUAGCUCCUCAAGGCCGAUAGCCAGAGCAGGACCUGAUGACAUGGAGGUUUUGUCUGACGAAAGCAAAGAAAAUGAAAAUGACGAUGUGUUUUUCAGGCACUCACAGCAGAUUUCGAACAUGAAGAUUCAGGAGCACCCGAGCAUUCCCGAAACCAAAUUACAGAGGAAACAAGAUGCUGAUGAUCAGGAAGAUAGCUUCGUCUCCGAAGUGCCUCGGCUGGACUUGACAGCCUUGUGCGAUGACAACAGCUGGGAAGAGCCCGUCCCAGCUUUGUCCUCCAGGGAACGAGAUGGCUUAGACUCCGACGAAGCUCACCUGUCCCCACAGGCCGGAUGUCUAAUUCGGCAGCUUCUGGAUGAGGACAGCGAUCCAAUGCUGUCCCCUCGUUUCUAUGCCUAUGGGCAAAGCCAGCAGUACCUGGACGAUACAGAAGUGCCUCCCUCCCCUCCUGACUCCCAUUCAUUCAUGAGGAGACGGAGUUCUUCUUUAGGAUCUUGUGAAGAUGACCGAGAGGAUCUGACACCUGCACAGCUGACCCGGAGGAUUCAGGGGCUUAAGAAGAAGAUCAGGAAGUUUGAGGACAGAUUUGAGGAGGAGAGGAAAUACAGACCUUCCCACAGUGACAAAGCAGCCAACCCAGAGGUGCUGAAAUGGACAAAUGAACUGGCAAAAUUUCGGAAGCAGCUUAAAGAGUCAAAAUUAAAGAUAUCGGAAGAGGAUCUGGCUCCUGUGAUGCGCCAGCGGAGCAACACACUCCCCAAGAGCUUCGGGUCACAGCUUGAGAAGGAAGAUGACAAGAAGCAAGAUCUGUCCGAUAAAGCUGCAAAACCUGCGGUGGAGGUGACCUUAGACUCCAUCCAGAAGAAGCUGCAAGAAAAACGAGCAGAGGCGAACCGGCCGGAGGACAUUAAGGACAUGACUAGAGAUGAGAUAGCAGCUGAAAAAGUGGCUCUUCAGAAAGCACUCUUGUAUUAUGAAAGCAUUCAUGGAAGACCGGUAACAAAAAAUGAGCGCCAGGUGAUGAAGCCCUUGUAUGACAGGUACCGCUUGGUCAAACAGAUCCUCUCCAGGGCCAACACCAUCCCUGUUAUUGGUUCCCCCUCCAGCAAGCGGAGAAGCCCUUUGCUGCAGCCAAUUAUCGAGGGUGAAACAGCUUCCUUCUUCAAGGAGAUAAAGGAGGAAGAGGAGGGUUCCGACGAGGACAGCACCGUGAAACCAGAUUUCACAGUCAUCCUGAAACCAGAUCUCAGCGUGCGGAGUUUCCUGGAUCAACUAGAAGAUGAGGCUGAUGGCUUCAUUUCUCCAGUGGAUGAUAAGAUGCCUUCAAAGAGCAGCCAGGACAUGGGGCUUUCUACCCUCCAUGCUGCUUCUAUGCCAGAACUCUUAGAGCAGCUCCAAGAAGUCAGGGAAGAGAAAAAACGGAUCAGAAAAAAAUUGAGAGAAUUUGAAGAUAAUUUUUUCCGACAAAAUGGAAGAAAUGUCCAGAAAGAAGAUCGUACUCCCAUGGCUGAAGAAUACAAUGAAUACAAGCAGAUUAAGGCAAAGCUGAGGUUGCUGGAGGUGCUGAUCAGUAAAAGAGAUAUUAGUUCCAAGAGUAUGUAAUGAAGCUGAUCGACUUCGCAGAGAGGCUAAGAAGAGAUCAAGACAACCAGAUGAAUGCAUGAAGGGUGCAGCAAGAGCCCGACAAUGAGGGGCUUAGCAGCUCCCCAAGAACUGAAAGGCCAUUUUUAGAGGUGGGAGGUGGAGGAAGGGUGGCUUACAUCACUCUCUGCACUUGCUGUAGUCCAUUGUGCCACCAGGCCAGUCACCUAGACUGGGGUUGCCAGCAAGAGAGAGGUGAUGCUACGCUCAGAGACUGCGCCGAAAGGGUCCUUAGCUUUGAUUCGCUUACCAAUUCUGUCAUGUUUAGAAUAUCAGAGUCAGAUUACGUUUUUCCAGAGAAUCAUACUGAGAAGCUGACUGCUCUGAAUAGUGAUGAAUUGUCCAAAAACGUCCUCUUCUUUCCCAACCGAGUGCCCAGUCCAAUGGAACGUGACACACGGUUCCUGCUGUCGGGAAGUCCUGAGGCUGUUCUCUCUUAGCUACAGUGACAGUGAGCUCAGGCUCUCAUCUUGCCUGUAGGUUUGGUGUUUGGGAAUUUGGCCUUUUCAGUUACCCCAUUGAGUGCUGGAGAAUUGCUAUUAAUCAACGUCCUGCCUACGGCGUUGGACUUCAGUGUGACUUUUCCUAGUGUUUGAUUUUCUUACACCUGUUUUCUAGCUGUCACUUCUGCUUAGGUAGCUGGUAGCCGCCUCUGAUCAGAAAAGCACUGUCAAAGGAAAUUCAGCAAUACGCUUAGUUGCCGGGUCGUCUUAGCUGGCAUUUUGAAUUGCGACACUGGGACUGCGAUUGGGCAUUUGGAUCAGAGUGGAGGUUCUGAUGGCAGCAGUCAGAAUCCUAUUGGAUUUUAAUAGCUGAGAUGUUCUAUUGAAAUAACGCGCUGCUCUGUCACUACAGCUCUCCCAGUUCAGGUAUCUGGUAAGCAGACUGAAGAUCUGUCCACAUCAGCAUAGACAGACCACCAAUCUUUCAGUGUCUAAUAUUGACAUUAAAGACUGAGCUGGACAGUCCAUACACAUAUAGUGCACACACCCUAAACUUUGUUCUUUUGUGCACCUAAACGGUAAGACCACAUGGAUUGUAGCACCACGUGUGAAUGGCAGAGAUGGGGAUACAGAACACAGUGAACUCAUGGUCUUUUCUUUCUGAUGAUAAGUGCAAAUAUAAACACUUUGGAGGAGAGGGGAUGCUUCAGGAAAUGGGAAACUUUGAGCCAGAUUCUGCCCUUGGAAGUGUGUAAGUCUGAGGUCAAAAGUUGGAACUUAACACACUCAAAUCAACAUGAACAAUUUUCAGAAAGGAAAACUUUGUUGUGAAUGAAUUAUAGACAGGUAUUUUAGACGCUCAUGUUAGACGUUUGCUAUUUUGAAGGGAAAUGAGCUAAAAAAAGUGGAAGGCUCUUAUUUCUGUCGUGCUGAGCCAUCGGGCUCCAUUAUUUCCUUGCGUCACCCUCAAGAGCUUCAAUGUGCAGCUUCACACAGCCCAGGGAGAGCCCCCUACUUGGAACUAAGGCAGUGGAUAUUGAGUGCAGGGAUUGCAAUUGUACUUGGCCCUUGUGUAGGUCAGACGAGGGGGUGGGAAGCCUGCCUGUGCCCUACCCCAUGCUUACAUACCAGGACAGUCUGGCUCCAAGAUACGUGGCAGUUCAUGCUCCCUAAGUGCAUUUCCCCCAUGUUGCUAUGUUAUGUUGAUUCUUGCCACAAUAGAUACAGAAUAUCUACAGCAUGUUUCAAUAGCUUCUGUAUCUCAAAACUUACAAAAAAGAAAUGUGUCUCUCUCUUCCCCAUCCAUGAACCCUGGCAAGGUUCUCUAGAACUGUCAGGCAUCAGACAGUGCCCGUGAGAAAGUAGUACAUUAAAGAUAAGCCAGCCAGUUGGUAAGAGGUAGUAUAAGUUGAGUCUUUUCUUUUGCUAGUCACCAAAUUCAUUGACCUUUUCCAGAUGGUUCUUCAUCGAUCACAGAAUUAUCCCCUCCACCUAGAAGAAAUAACAGAAGUAGGAGAGACUGAAACCUAUAUUUAAAAAGGUAGCCUUUGUUUUUGGGUGCGCAGCCUAGGGCCUGAUUUUCAAAGGUGUUGAGCACCCACAGCUUCCAUUGACCUGGGAGUUGUAGGCACUCAGCACCUCUGAGAACCAGACCCCAGAGGUGUCUGUACCUGGGCACACACAUGCAGAGGCUACUUUUGAAAAUGUGGGCUGGAUUGGCUGACUGCAGUCCUCUUUCCCUUCUGCAUGCAGGAUGUCUGAGUAUUCCAGCAAAUAAUAGUGGUGCCGUUGUCCUCCAAACCAGCUUUAUGCCAGUUGAAAGGGUGCAUGGGAGGAUUGGGUAUUUUGGGCAUAACUGUUUAAUAUGACAGUGAUGUUUAGUUGCAGAAAUGGUAGGACAAAAAUGGCUGCUGGAUUCCUCAGAAGUCAGUAUUGCUGGUUGCCUUUUGUACGGGUAGGCCCCAGUUAAGUGAAGCACUGAAACCCAUGCUUCACUUUAGCCAUGUGUCAAGUCCUAUUGAAAUAAACGCAUGCUCAAAGUCAAGCCUGUGGGUGGUGUUUUUGUAAGUAGAGAUGGACUUAAGCACAAACGUAAAUACUUUGCUGAAUCAGGGCCUUAUCUCCUCAAUACCUAAAUUACAGUGGCUGUGAUUACCUAGCCAUCAGUGUCCAUAGCCUUCAUGCAAAACUCCAGAAGUCACAAAGACUACAUUUUGUUGUUAAAAGCCUGCUUGACCUGUCUACUGAUAAUUACAGUAACUGUUUUUGUUGCCCUGACAAUUCUUGACCAACAGUAUAUAGCAAAAUAUUUUGUUUUUAAAUCAAUAAGACUGUAGGGUUUUCUGACUGCCUAGCUGCUGCUGUUUUCAUGGCACAUUGCUAUGAUUUCAAGUAUUUUAUAUAAAUUAUAAGUAUAAUGAUGCACUUUAGAGAGAUUAUAUUUUUAAAGUUUGAAAGCUAAUAACAAAACCUAUAUAGCCAAAAUUGUACUCUAAAAAUCCUUGUCUAGCUCUCUGUUGUUAAAAAGCUGUUCUUUAAACAAAAACAUAAAAUGAAUAGCACCAGUUGAGCUUAAUUCCAUGAAGUCUCUGUAUCUCAGCAAACUGAUCAAGUUUGGUAGAAUUUACUGCAAUUCACAAAAUAGCUAUUCAGGUACUGAUCAAUCCCUGCCACCUCCAAAAAAUAGUCAUGCAAAAAUCAAAUCAUUGCUGUAAUUUUUUUCAUUUCAGUUUUCCUUUGUUAUUUCACUUACUUUAGGCCCUUGAGUGUAUAACCCAAUUUAUGUUGCUGUUUACAUGAGAACGUUUGAAUGCAAGUGAGAGUGCUUUUUAUAGGGGGGAAGUGCUGUACAAGUAUCUGCUUCAAAUAAAAUGAGUUAAGCUGUUGGAAUAAGACAAAAUAUACUUCCAUGGCAAUAGAACUUGUAGUGUGUUCUCUGGUGGCAUUAUGGCCUGUUUGGUAACUGGCUUCGCAUGGCUUAGAAUGAUACAGGCACGUGUCUUUUUUGUUUUUUCAGGAAUGCGUGGUUGUGUAUUACCGAAUGUUAACAUCAUAAAUGACUGAGGUUUAUUUAAUGAUGAUGAUGAUAAACAGGGUAUAAAUAUAAUGAUAAAACUAAAAGAGUUAAAGAUGGCAAAAGCUUGUAAUUUUCACAGGUAGCAUUUGCUUUUAUUCUGUUUACUUUGGAGUAAACACUCAAUUAAUAGAUGUUUAUAUUAAAUAUGGUGUAAUUAAAGCAUCUUUUCUCUUGAUUAUUCUGUUAGGAUUCAGUUUUUAUUACAUGUAUGUGCAAAAAUUCGUAAGUGCCAUCAAGUCAUGGUAAAAGCCCUUGUGCCUGAGAGGGAAAAGCAUAGAUUAGUGACAUCUCAACAAGACUUCCAUUUAGGGGGAUGUUUGCAAUAUGGUAAUUCUGACACACUGGAAACAGAACAGAAAUAGAAGCUUGCUUGCUGUCCAGUAGUAUAACGUGGAUAAAUCCAAUGAGAGUAAGAUCUCACAGUUGAUGCCUGGUUCUGUACAGAUCUCAUGUCUAGGUUGUAAUGGAAGUAGUUGGUUAGAAGUCAGAGAGGGCUUUAUUUGCAGCCUUGGUGUAAUAUUGUUUAGGUACGGUGUUUGUUAAAUUUUCAAAGGCUCUUAGUGCAGCAGUUCACAUGCUGCGCACUUGUAGCAUGGAUUUUGUCAAACACUAAUGCUUUGCAGGCAGUAUGCAAAGUUGUACUGUUGACUUAUUCACAUUUUCCGUGCCCCAGGGAACUCACUACGAGGACCCACAGCAACAUCUGGGUUUCUUAUUGAUGUGGGAGAGAAAUUGGGUUAGAGGCCAGUGAUUGCGGGAGAGUGGAGUGUGUGCACCCUUGUUCAUUUUAGAGAGGAAAGUAACUUUGCAAUUCUGGAAUUGGUGCCAUUUGCAGUAGUUAUCUUUAGCUAUGCCUUUGUGCUAGUUUGGGGGAUCACUGCACAUGGUUAACAGCUGCUGCCUGUUUGCAGCUGCUAAUGUUGUUAAUGUCCCUCAUUUUUUGUAUAUUUCAGAAAGUAAGAAGCGCUUUGCUACAGUGGAUACAUUUAAAAAGUGCUGUCUAGUUGUUGAGAGAUUACUGGCUGUAGCAAUAGUCUGUACCUCGGAUCAUUGUUAGAACUGGCAAUAUCUGCAGAACAAGAAGGAACCUUUUAAGUGCAUCGACUGUAUGCCCACUUCCUGCCAAAAUCCUUGCAGUGCAGUUAAAUGUAUAACCUUGACUGGUUCUUCUUGCUUUUCCCCACAGGGAGUCAUUGGGUUAUUGAAAUGCCUGUGCUAUGUUGGGACCUGAUCCUGCUGCCACUAGAGUCCACAGCAACCUACCUGUUGACUCGCACAGGAACAGGCCCUUAGUGUAGUGCCAGUUGGAAAAGGGGUGUGGACUCUGGAGUUACAGAACAUAGUGCAAUAUGUGAGACCUGUCUGACUCUCAACCUCGCCUGCACGGUGACAUACACAUGAGUCUGACAUGCUGGUCCUGAGCAGCCUUAAUCCAACUCUCACCGUUCUGGAAAGUGGUUUCUUUUCUUAUUUGCCUGUAAGUGUCUGCGUGGGGAAGGGAUUUACACAUGGGAAAUGUGAUGACGUUCUAAAUCCUUCCAGUUAACGUGGGCAGUGAGGAGAGCAGAGGAGACAUUUCUGUGAGUGUAUUUUAUGCAAAUACUCAGACAAUCUGCAAGUCUCUUUAUUGGUAGGCAAAGGGGGAGGUACUUAGAGCCUUUUUUUUUUUUUUUUUUUUUUUUAAGUCCUGUUAGUGCAUUUAGGGUGGGUUUCUCAAAGCAGCCUAAGGGAGGUAGGCACCCAGCUCCCUCUGGAAGUCAUCUAACUUCCUUUGGCAGUAUUGAAAGUUCCACCCUUUAUACUCAACUGCACGAUGGAGUUCUAGGAUCCAGGAUUUUAAAGGGACAUGACCAGGCUAAAAAAAAAAAAAAAUUGACCCUUCAAACCCCUAAUAUUGGGGUAAUUUUUUUAAAGUUCAUUUCGACCAGUUUCCAUCUGAAUGUAAACAUGCCUAGGGUAGUGUCUGCAAACAGCAUUGCAGCUGUGUGCUAGUGCGUGCAAACCAGAAUGUGAGACGGAGGGCUGUGUUUGUUAACGUCCCUGCUGAGUGAAAGUAAACACACCGCAUAAUGGGUGAAAAGAUUUGUUGCAAUUUCGCUCCGUCUCAAUCUCUAAUGUAUUAUUAAUAAUCAGCCUAGUUAAAAUAUAUGGAGUGAAAUCCUGACUCCACUGAAGUUAAUGGGAGUUUUGCCAUUGACUGCAGCAGGACGGGGUUUUCACCCACUGUGUUUAACCUGACAGUGUCCCUUUAAAUUUCUCUUUUAGGAAACAGGGAGAAAAACUAUGCAGAACUAACAGUUUAUAUAUUUCUUCUUCCCCCAUCAAAAAGAAUGGAGCUGUAAUUGUCAGUUAGGCCAACCAAAAAUACUUUUACCCUCUGCUGUGAACACUGAUGGAAAAUGCAAGGUAACCCAUAGCAGAUUGAAGUGAAAAUGUAGGGGAAGUAUGCACCGCAUUAUAUUCAUUUUUCCAAAUGUUGCAGACUGUUACAUUUGGAGGGCAAAUCAGAUAGACUGGAACGUGGUUUCGCCAGAAUGACCUCUGACCUCUUUUCUCUCAUACCCUAUUUCUACAUGCUUUUAUUGAAAGGUACUAAAAACAAAAAAGGAUGAGGAAAGGCCGCAUUCUUUUGAGGCAAAUAGAUUUCUGCCCAUGGAAACCAUAAUUUGCAGUGUAUAAUGCCUCUUUAUUUUUGGACAUGAGAUUGGUGAGUCCUCUACCAGUUACCUUAUUAGCUUUAUCCAUGAAGGAACCAUAUGCUGUGCUAGCCUUACACUUUGAUGUAUCGUUGAAGUAUCUUGUUGUCCUUGGCAAAAAGAAUUGUAAAAGUUCUUGGCCUUGUACAUCUAGAGGAUCUGCACGUCCAAGCUAUUCAUGAUGGCAUGCGGGGCAUCAAACUCUGUCCAACCUGUAUAUUAUCUGUUCUGUAUGACACAGGGUAUUUAAUGCUUGCUACAACUUGUAUGUUCAGAGUAUUCGUUGUGCCUACUUGUGCCUCUCUGUAGACAUCUGCAUGCAUUGGUGUAAACCAUCUUCUAUUAUGUGUAUAUGUAUAUACAUAGAGAGGUAUAUAUUUACACAAAUGUGUGUGUGUGUGUGUGUAUACAAUUUGAUUUUGGAGUUCAGAAGCCAGAAGAGAAAUGGCUGGAGAAAUCACUUUUGCAGACUUCAUUCUCUGUAUGAAAGCAACUCCAUAACCGGCUCAUGCAAAUGACAUAUUUAACAAAUAAUGCAAUCGUAGCCAGUGUGGGCCCAGUUCUAUGUUUACAUGAUUUAUGUAAGCAAAAUUAAUUUGAAUCUACAGUGUCUUUUUUAAUGUAAACUGAUUGACAAUGUUAUGUGUACAUUUUUGUACAUGAUUGUAUUUUGUAUGAAACAAAGGAAAUAAAACUAUUUUGACUGCA